AUGGCCUCGUCCAGAGAACGAGAACGGUUUGACGAAGACCUCCACAUUCGGCCUCUUCGCGACGGAAAAGUAGCUUCAACGUUCUCUUUCACCACCUUGCUACAAGAUGCUAGCCCAAGGGAUCCAUUGAGCCUAGCAUACGACGACGAAUCUCAGCACUACACGCUCUUCCCUCUGGCGCUCGGGCAGAUACUUCGCACUUACGCGAUUACAGAGCUGCACUUGGCUCUCAAUGCUGGGAAAUGGAGAUACGAGUCUUGGGGAUUCCCCGAAGAACCGGGAGUAGGGACUGGUGCAGAGCUGUGGGCAUGGAUGGGAGACGGAGCUUCAACCACAAUUGACGAACGCUGGCAGGGGCUUCGUAAUGCUCUUGCCGGUUUAUUCUGUGCUUCCCUGGGGUCCAUGGACGACCAGCGUACCACUUCACCAUUCUUGACAUUCACCCCAGAAGGCUCUUUGCCUAAUGCAACUCUUCCUUAUCGACUGCGACAUGCUACUCUACCUUCAGAACACGUAUGUACAGAGAAUCUCACGCCCUUCCUCAAACUUCUCCCCUGCAAGUCGUUGUCUGGUCUCGCCCGAUUGCUAAACCCACACCGUUUAUUUGACGCCGAUUGGCAUGGCAUGAGCGUUCACGUUACAUGGCGUGAAGGCCAGGGUGUAGAAGUCCGCUUGAUUUUUCAGACCGUCAUCGACCCCAUUCGUAAUUCUGGUGGCAAAAGACGAGACUGGUCAUUUGAGUCGCUUUUUGGUCGAGUCGUUGAAAACAGGUGUCCCGUUGCUACUACCAGCCGCGUUCGAAUCCAGUUGCCUAGCGAAGAGACGUAUGCCAUCUUGCCAGAUCCUACAAGUAACGCUGACAACAUUGCUACAUAUGAUACAUCAGUUGGGCAGGACCCCUUAGAUGUCUCGAUGCGAUGGCCAGAAGAAUAUGCCUUCCAGUAUCAAAUUACAGCCCUAGAUCUCCCUGAGAUUCCUCUUACCCCUCUCACCCUGCAACGAACCCUGAUAGGGUCCAGUCAGGCCCAAGGCCAGCUGUCAAUAGUUAUCCAAAACACCCUAUCAUCCCAAAUUCAGACCAUCUAUCUCGAGACGAUGCCAUGGCUCGUGCAGUUAUAUAUUCACACACUUCAAAUACACUGCAACGGUGUUCAGCGAAACGACCUGAUCUCCAAUCUGUCAUAUACUCCAUCCGUACCCCACGCUAGGCCUGCCAUACUGCAAUCAGUUCUGACGUUGCCACCCAAAAGCACGCUGCGGCUUACCUUCGAUAUCACAAAGUCGUUUUUGCGGUACACUGAGCAUCCACCUGACGCUCAACGAGGCUGGGACUUACCUCCAGCUGUCUUUGUGCCUAUCAUCAGCGUUGGAAACAGAUCAGACGUCCUUCCUAGGCUAUACACUCCUACUCUACUCGUGGACCUAGCGACGCCAGAUUUCAGUAUGCCUUACAACGUGAUCAUACUCAGCUGUACUCUUAUGACACUGAUCUUCGGAAGUAUCUUCAAUCUGCUUACAAGAAAAUUCGUCAUAGUUGACUUGAAGCAGGGCAAGGAGCAGAAAGGUAGUUGA
Molecule: messenger RNA, 1572 nt
Organism: Serpula lacrymans var. lacrymans S7.9
Lineage: Eukaryota; Fungi; Basidiomycota; Agaricomycetes; Boletales; Serpulaceae
Exons: 7
Coding region: 1-1572 (523 amino acids)
Biological process (GO): attachment of GPI anchor to protein
Cellular component (GO): GPI-anchor transamidase complex
Source: RefSeq, a predicted model, not a curated record